AUGCCUGCGCCAACGCCGCCGAAAUCCGUCAAAGGCUCUUGCUCGGUCAUCAACGGCGACACACUCUACGUCUUCUCGCCUGACGCCUUCCAGUCGAUCCAGCUACAGGACAAUUCAACAUGGCAAGAGCUGGACAGCGGCGUGUCGGUGACAGGAGGAGCCUGUGUGACAGCAACGAUAGACAACAGCGACAAUCAAGCACUCUAUGUGAUUGGAGGCACUACGAAUUCCUCAACUAGUGGCUAUAGUGGCCUGCAGCGAUUCUCCUUCGAUGACAACAGCUGGGAAACAGUACAACUACCUUCAGAUGUCAUGCGGAACCGACUGCGGCAUGGCGCAAACUUCAUUCCCAGAGACAAGAAGCUCGUUGUGUAUGGCGGGUCAGCAAUACAAGGCUAUACAGGAGCCUCUUCAGAAACUUUCACAAUCGAUCUCCAGCCGCCAUAUCCAGUCGCUGGAUACUCGUCGAACAGCGCACCGCCUGCCUCGAGACCCUUCAUAAUGCCUUGGGGAGACGACAGUGUUGUGUAUACCGGUGGAAGUAGCACGAAUCGCAAAAUCUAUACUUUCACAGCUGGAGGAGGAUGGGUUGAGUUCAAGUUGGACUUGCCUCAGCCUCUACCGGAUCCAUCAGUCGCUCAGGUCAGUAUGUUCAAUCUAGCCGCGGAUGCGUUCGAAGACAUGCAGGUCAUACAAAUGGGACAGGAGCCAAUAGGUGUGACAUCGUACGUUAUACUGGGGCCAGGAGCACAGCCACCAGCAACAGUUGAGACCAUCGGAGCAGCUACACCACCGUCGGUGUUGGCUGCGCGGCAGGAAUCGCUCAGCAAUUACCCAGCGUACAAUGGGAGCUCUGUGCCAAGUACAACAAGGACGGACUUCUCAAGUGCGCAAGGAAACAAUGGAAUACUGGCUUUGGUCGGAGGCGACGACGACGGCUCAGUCACAUUCUUCAGUCAGGCCGACAACACUUGGGUAGCCGCAGAGCAAGUACUGGGUGAUGCGCCGCAGCAAGUCAUACAGCCAUCGACAACCGCGCCCUCAUCGUCCAGCACAACUCCCACUGCCACACGGACAAGCUCACCAAGUGCUACAUCUGCGGCGGCGAACAAGAAUGAUGGCAAUGGGAGCCGCACAUGGACGAUCCUAGGUGGCGUGCUUGGUGGGCUGUGCGGACUGGUCGCCAUCCUGAUCAUCAUUCUGCUUUGCAUACGGAAUAAGCGCCGCGAGAAGAAGCGGGCUGAAAGCAAGCACAAGUCCUAUCCUGCCGGCAAAAAGGGCAGCUCUGACUUUGAUUUCGAAGACGGCAUGCACCCGCUCCGCGAGAAUGGACAACCAAUGGCAGAUCCCCUCAUGCCUCACAAAUAG
Messenger RNA from Cyphellophora attinorum, 1368 nucleotides. RefSeq lists its product as uncharacterized. The record is from RefSeq and is a predicted model, not a curated record. The transcript has a single exon. The coding region runs from base 1 to 1368 and encodes 455 amino acids. Lineage: Eukaryota; Fungi; Ascomycota; Eurotiomycetes; Chaetothyriales; Cyphellophoraceae. Gene Ontology annotation, molecular function: protein binding.